Messenger RNA from Entrophospora candida, 2637 nucleotides. The record is from the annotation of a GenBank genome assembly. NCBI's taxonomy places the organism in Eukaryota, Fungi, Glomeromycota, Glomeromycetes, Entrophosporales, Entrophosporaceae.
AUGACAAAUUUUAAAGUUGUUCGUAAAAUUGAAACAGAUUUCGACAUUCCAGUUACAAAAUAUAAAUCUUCUGUUACUGGUUUAACAGCCAUCAAUGUUAAAGCCGAAGUUCCACUUGUUUAUGGAUAUUUUUCAGUUGCAACUGAAGCAUUCGAUGACGAUGGCUGUCCACAUACAUUAGAACAUCUGAUAUUCCUUGGUAGUGAAUUGUAUCCAUACAAGGGUGUUCUUGACACUCUUGCAAAUAGAUCUUUUUCACAAGGAACUAACGCAUGGACAGGUACAGACAACACAUCUUACACAAUUACAACAGCUGGCAGUGAGGGUUUUUUAAAUAUGUUACCAAUUUACGUUGAUCAUGUUUUAUAUCCUACUUUAACCGAUUCUGGUUAUUACACUGAAGUUCAUCAUAUUAACGAAAAUGGAGAAGAUGCGGGAGUCGUUUACAGUGAGAUGCAGGGAUCUCAAAAUAGCGGCGAGUCUCUUACUCAACGAAGAUUUCAGAGAUUAAUGUAUCCUGAAGGAUGUGGAUAUCGUUAUGAAACUGGUGGAUUGAUGGAAUGCCUUAGAAAGCUUGGGUAUCAUCGUGACUAUUAUAGACCUGAUAAUCUAUGUCUUUUAUUAAUUGGUAAUGUUGAAGAAGAUAAGCUGUUGAAAACACUUGAUAUUGCCGAUGGCAGAAUAGCCAAGAAGGGUCCAUUACCACCACACAAAAGACCAUUUGUUGACUCACCAAAACCUCCACCGCUUAAAAAAAACAUAAAAGAGAUUCUAGAAUUUCCUGAAGAUGAUGAAUCAAUGGGUCAUGUUUCUAUUCUUUGGCAAGACAUAGGUACCAUGAUUAGUGAUCAAAUAACCACGACCAUCCAGGCCAUGUUUUCUAAUGUUCCAACUAAAGAAUUAGAAACAGUAUCAACUAAAAUAUUUGAAUUGUAUAAUAGAGUUGUACAUAAGGAUGGAAUUGAUAUGGAAAGGAUGAACACACUCAUAAAAAGAAUCAAGUUACAAACAAAUCCUAACCAUUUUUUUCAAACGUAUUCUAUACCAGAUUUUAUUUAUGGUAAAGAAAAUGGAGAAGACCUUGAAAAAAAAAUAAAGAAUCUUGAAAUUUAUGACCAAUUAUUGAAAUUUGAUCAAAAAAAUUGGAUAGAACUAUUGAAAAAAUAUUAUUUAGAUAAUCCAAGUAUAAUUUUACUUGGUAAACCAUCAGCAAAAUUCGCAGAAAAAUUGUCCGAGGAUGAAGAAGAACGUGUGGAGAAACAGCGCAAAGAUUUAGGGCCUGAAAAUUUAAAAAAACUAAAAGAAAAAUUGGAAGAAGCUAAAAGGAAAAAUGAUGUGCCAGUGCCAAAGGAAGUUAUGGAGAAAAUUCCAACUCCAAACGUCGAUAAUAUUUCAUUUAUAAAAGUCUUAACUGGAAGGAAUAAACCUUAUGGAAAAUUUAAUAAUACAGUUCAAUCUCACUUGGACAAAGAUAAUAGUGUAGAUUUACCAUACUUUACGCAAUUUGAUCUUUAUUUUUCAACAUCGACAAUUCCAAGUCAUCUACGCCCAUACAUUGAAAUCUACCUUGAGUCUAUAUUCGGCUUGCCACUCAACAACCCUAUAACGGGUGUUCGUCUUGAUCAUGAACAAGUUAUAACUGAAUUGAAUAAAGAUACUAUCGCUAAAUACCAAAAAGGAAUUCAGUGGUUACGUGAUAUACUCUGGUAUACAGAAUUUUCCGCAGAAAGAUUAAAGAUCACAGCUGCAAAAAUUACCAACAAUAUACCAGAGUCAAAACACGUUUUAUUCCAAGAAAAUUUUCUACCAAAAGUUAUUAGUGAAUUAUCAAAAAACCCUGAUAAAGUUAUUAAAGACUUUUACGAAUUUAGAAAAAUAUUAACAUCACCUGAAAACAUGAGGAUUCAUGUGAUUGGAAAUAUUUUAAAAUUGGAUAAGCCAAUAAGUUCUUGGGUUAAAAACUUCAAGAUUGUAGAAUUUAACAAACAAUUAGGUUCAAUACCUUUAUCUAAAACGGUUUUGACUGAAUGUGGAAAAAACCCAGGAAAUAAGGGUUAUAUCGUUAAACUUCCUACCAUUGAAGGAUCUUAUUCUUAUCAUGUAACAAAAGGACCUGAUACUUUUGAUUCACCUGAUUACCCACCAUUGUUGGUAUUAUGUGAGAUUUUACAGACUAUGGAGGGAAUAUUUUGGAAGUUGAUACGUGGUCAAGGUUUAGCCUAUGGCACUCGCUUGAAAAUUGAUCCUGAAUCAGCAUUUAAUGAGGCUAGAAAAGUCAUUAUUAAAUUGGCCGAAAAAAAGAUGGAAUACGACGUUAUAGGGUUUGAAGGUGCAAAAAGUAGUUUAAUUUAUUCUUUAGUUAGGAGUGAGUCGUCAUUGGUUGAAGCAGCUAGAAGCUCCUUUAUUAAUCAAUCAUUUAAAAAUAUGAGCGCUGAUUAUAAUAAAGAAUUAAUUAAAAAAAUUCAGGCUGUAAAAAUUGAAGAAUUGAAUGGUUUAAUGAAAAAAUAUUUGUUAAACUUAUUCAAACCUGAGACUUCUAUUGUUAUUGUAGUUAGUACAUCUAAUAAGGAUAUCAAGAAUGGAUUUGGUGAAAGCGGAUUUAAUUUGGAGGAAAAAACUCUGGAUAAAAUAAUUUAA